AUGAAGGGUGCAUCCGUGGAGGUGGCAGGGUACACGACCCUGCCAGUGCAGCUCCCCGCAACACCAACAUUCCCCAAGCCCGCAACACACUACCUCUACAUCCGUCCCCAUGAACCCCGAAUCCCAGACCCAGAUUCCACCCGCUCCCUCUUCCUCGUCAACGUCCCAAUCGACACAACAGAAGCCCAUAUCCGCCACCUUUUCGGCACACAACUCUCCGCCGGCCGCGUUGAGCGAGUCCAAUUCGAAGACGUGCCAACAAAAAAGCGCACAGCAGCCGCAGACACCGACACAAACUCCAACAAAAAGAAACGCAAGCGCGUAACAGCAGACGACUACCAAACUUAUUUAGACGACAUCAACCUCCCUUCAACCUGGGACCGCAAACUCCAAAAGAGCGGCGCCCACGCAAUCGUCAUCUUCGCCGAUAAACCCAGCAUGGAAACCAGCCUGAAAGCCGCCACAAAGGCCGCCAAGCGCGGUACCACCCUCGUCUGGGGCGAGGACAUGCCGGCAGACCGCAUCCCCGCCCUGGGUUUGCAGCGGUACGUCGCGCACGAGCGCCUCCAAUAUCCAGACCGGGGCGCGCUCCUCCGCUCCGUGAACGAGUUCAUGACUACGUUCGCGGCGCGCGAGGAGUCGAAGCGAUUGGCCGAGCCGGAUGAGGAUGGCUUUAUUACAGUUUCGCACGGUCCUAAGUUGAAUUCUGUUGCCAGGGAGGAUGAGAUGAAGGAGCUUGUUGAGAGGCAGAAGAAGAAGGCCGAGGGUCUGGAGGACUUUUAUCGCUUCCAGUCGAGGGAGAAGAGGAAGGAGAGGCAGAAUGCGUUGCUUAGGCGCUUUGAUGAGGAUAAGAAGAAGUUGCACGAGCUUAAGGAGCGGAGGGGCAAGAUUCGGCCUGAGUGAUCUUGUAUGCAUGAUAGCAUGGCGUUUUGGGAGUCUUUCGUGGACAGGAUAAAAGUUUCGAGGUUUCCUGAUGUACAUGUGGCUUAGAUGGAUAAGUACAUUAUAUCUCAAUAACUAUCACAUUAUCUAUGGAUUGAAUAUGUUCAACAUCAACUUAUUGACUUUCGCUUGAGUCAUGUAGAGAUACUGGCUGUCUGGCACAGUACUCCGUUUUGCACACUUUUUAUCGAUCGAUUAAAUAUGUCCCAACGUACGGCAGAGCCAGCAUUAUUGGAAACACUGUUCUGUGGAAAUGUCGCUAUGUACCUGGCGUAUAUGUAGCAGGGCU
Penicillium canescens is the source of this 1231-nucleotide messenger RNA. RefSeq names its product putative ribosomal small subunit assembly protein. Lineage: Eukaryota; Fungi; Ascomycota; Eurotiomycetes; Eurotiales; Aspergillaceae. The record is from RefSeq and is a predicted model, not a curated record. The transcript has 4 exons. Gene Ontology annotation, biological process: rRNA processing; ribosomal small subunit assembly. Gene Ontology annotation, cellular component: CURI complex; UTP-C complex. The coding region runs from base 1 to 903 and encodes 300 amino acids.